Molecule: messenger RNA, 3144 nt
Organism: Polyodon spathula (Mississippi paddlefish)
Lineage: Eukaryota; Metazoa; Chordata; Actinopteri; Acipenseriformes; Polyodontidae
Product: protein eva-1 homolog C-like
Exons: 8
Coding region: 105-1553 (482 amino acids)
Molecular function (GO): carbohydrate binding
Source: RefSeq, a predicted model, not a curated record
UGUCAGCAAUGGAACCAGAUAUCUACACACUGGAAUGUAGACCACACAUAUUAGGAGCUGCCAUUUAAACCUUCAAAAUAUAGAAAACGAAAAGAACUUCAUACAUGAUUUUAAGGAUGUUUGCCCCAGAUGUGUCUUCCUCAGCUUUGAAUUACACACUUUUCUUGGGAAUAACUUGUUUGACAGUCUUCAGCAACUUUACCAAAAGUUCUUCUGACUUCUCAGGUUACCUGUCCAAAGUGUUGAGGAAUUACACAGGGCAUGCUUGUGAUGGGGAGUACAUAUCUGUGCGGUGCCCUCACCGGACUACCAUCAGCAUCCAGGCUUCCUUUUAUGGCAGGAUGCCAAGCCAUCAAAUGGGCCCGCCCCGCUACCCACAUUCCAACACCAAGCUAUUCAAGGAAGACCCAUCCUGUUCAACUGUUAACUCACUUCAGAAAAUGCAGGAUGAUUGCCAGGACAGACGAAGCUGCCAGCUUCUUGUCAACAGCAGGCUCUUUGGGGUGGACCCCUGCCCCAGCACCAGCAAAUGUCUCACUGCGUGGUACAAAUGCAGACCAAAUGAAUACAAGAAUAAAAUUGUAUGUGAAGAUGACAAGUUGAAGCUGAACUGCAAACAAAGCACGGUGAUAGCGAUCUACUCUGCCAUCUUUGGAAGGUCACUGGAGGGGAGCUUGGAGUGUCCUUAUCAGAACACAGGGGUUUCAGCUAUAGAAUGCCAGUCAGGCACUGCCCUGCACAUCGUGAUGAGCCUGUGCCAUGGGAAGAGACGCUGCAGUGGGUAUGCUAGCUCUCAUGCAUUUGGGGACCCGUGUUACCCUGGCGUUCGCAAGUACCUCAGUGUCAUUUACACCUGUGUACCACAGAAAGUGUUGGAAGAAGCCAAACCCAAGCUGACAAAGUACCAGAGUCUGAGCCACCCUCAGUCGCCCAGAUCAUAUGACCCAAAUAUUAUAGGAGAUGGGGUGCUUCCUGAUGUGCCAACGAUUAUAACAACAGACACAGUGGCAGAGGAAAAGAAGAUAGGAAGGGUAUCUGGGUUCUACCCCAUGGAAGAGAAGUCCUCGCUGGUCCCUUUGGAUGAAAACCUUAGACGGAUGUUAAACAGCAUGGAGUCGAAGCCUGUCACCACAGAGAUGGCAUUGCUAAGCACCAUCCUUGCUGCCUAUUCUUUCAUCUUGGAAAACCCUGAGCGAGCAGCCUUGUUCUUUGUGUCUGGCGUCUGCAUUGGCCUCAUCUUGAUGCUGUGCGCUGUGGUGGUACAGAUCUCCUGCAGGACAGACUGCAAAGCCACCCCUGCCAAGAAGCCUCAGAAGAACGAAGUCAGUGACAGCGACAGCAGCGACAGCGACAGCGACUGGGACACCACCUCGGAUCUGUCUGCACGGCGCCACCGACGCUUCGAGAGGACUUUGAACAUGAACGUUUUUACUUCAGCAGAGGAGCUGGAGCGAGCGCAGAGGCUUGAGGAGCGAGAACGGAUAAUCCGGGAGAUCUGGAUGAACGGACAGCCGGAAAUCCCGGGCACCCGCAGUUUGAACCGUUAUUACUAGUGAUGGGAUUAGUGUUACUCUUACAGUGGACCUGCUGCUUUGGACUUGGGAGUAAUAGCAGUUUGCCAGGCCUUAACAACUUUUUAGGGCAUUAAAUGGUGGAAGCUAACUUGGAAGCUCCCAUCCACUCAGUGAGAAUAAGCUUUUCAGGAGUGAAGCUGGAGAUUGAUAAUCACUCUUUAUUUAAUAGACAUUCUACAUGAGAACCAACAGCUACUCACAGCACUGACCGUGUCACCUCUGUUUAUUAACAAAGUCUGGGAGGUCUUAGGAAUUCCAGCCAUAAUUAUAAAACAAGUGAAAGAUGAAAAUGGCAACAGCUACAGCUAUAGUACAAGGACUUUCUGGCUUGGAGAGCAUGGUGUUGUGUUGAAUUGCCACAAUGAAAGUGGAAGAUUUUUGCUCGUAGUGCACAGAUCUCUUUGAACCAAUGCCCAUGGCAUGGUGUAAAAAAAGGAUGUUUCAUGGAAGUGGAAAACAAAGACAUGGAGACCCCCCACAUCCUAACAGACAGACAUUUGGAACACUAUAAUCCAAACAUGUUGUAAAAUCACUUCAACACUUAGACAUUAUGAAAUAGAUUUUAUUAUUUAAUAGAUUUGUUGUUUUUUUGUCAUGGAAUCCUGCUAUACAGUGGCAAAGCUUUGACUGACACCUCAGGGAUGAAAUCCUACUAUUUUACUUUUAUACUUUGCUUUGUAUUUCUAUGAAGAUUAAUGACUACAUUUCUUGAGAUGUGUCAGAAAGUUUUUCUUAAAAAAAAACCCAGUUAAAAACCUCAAAGAGGUUUAUUUUGGUGCUUUUAAGAAAAUGCAUAAUGAUGUGCCUUUACCUGCUAGUUAGCUAUAGUUUUAUAUGGACAUUAAAGCCCAGGUAUUUUAUUCGCAGUGAAAUCCUGAUAAGGGUUGAAUCAUGAUUGUGUGAAGUCAGGGCAUACAAAGUAGGACACUAAAGCAGUUUGUAAAAGGAAUACAUGAUUAAUGGCUAGUUUCACAGACCCCUGUUAACACUAGUCUUGGACUGCCUUACCUAUGGUACCAUUAUGUAGUCCAGGGUUAGUGCGAAUCAAGGUAUGUGAAACCAACCAUACAUGUUUUUACAACCUUGGGUUGUGUUCACCUUCUGGGGGGAAAAAAAAAAAAAACCCUGUGUAGCUGUUUACUGCUUUACUUUUGCUGAAAAAAAGUCCUGUUGUAUUCAACCACACAAUAUAUAUUUUGAAUUGCAAUGGUACCUUUUAUAACCCCAAGGAGCUGAACAGUAGACAGAUUGAAAAUAAAAUGAUGCUGCUUUCGUUACCUUUACCUUCAUGAACAACAUCACUCUUUAUUUUUAUAUGGUAUAGUCUUAUAUUUUUUAAGUAUUCCUCCAUUUCACUCGUACAAAUGGAAACAUUCCCUUAUGGAACUGUGUUGCCUUCAAAAGUCUAGGUGAUAACGGAAAUGUGUAAUUCACGUUUCACGCGAUGCCCGAUAUAUAUGCAGCUUUGUCAUUUUCUCCAGAAGGUUACAUUGUAUUUAUGUACAUAUAAUUUGUCAGUUUGAAUUGGUACAAAUAAAAUAUAUUUCUCUUACUGCUAUGGAGUGACCAU